UUUGCCUUCAGGAGGGUUUCACAGUCGAAGUGUAAUUCAUGCAAUUUUCCUGCAAAAGCUCCCCUUCCUGAUAAGAAAUCUUAACACACUCUGGCCAAAAGCUCAGUUGAAAUCCAAAUCAAAGCCGACCCAAGUUAGACCCGAUGUCUGCUCAAUUGACACCAUCGAAGAGACCGAAUGAAACAGAGGCAAACGGUAGAGGGAAAUGGCGAAAAUCUGGAAAUUUUAGUUCACCAAAUUCUUCAGUAAAUGGGACUAUGUUGCGGGUGCUUUGCCCUAGUAACAAAAUUGGUAGUGUUAUUGGAAAAGGGGGCAGCAUUAUAUCCCAAUUGCGCGAAGAAGCCGGUGCGAAAAUUCGAGUUGAGGAGCCAGUUCCGGGAUGGGAUGAGAGAGUAAUUGUUAUUGCAAGCCCAGAUAAAGGAAAGGAAAAUGGAGGAGCUACUGCUGAAGAGCAGCAGCACCAGGGGAGCAAGGAGGAGGAUAAUGAUGAAAAUGGGGAGUCUGAUAGAAAGGAUGAUGGUGGGGAGGAGAAUAAGAAUGAUGAUGAGAAGGAGGCUAGUCCUGUUGAAGAAGUUCGAGGAGGAGGAGGAGAAGAGGAUAAGGAAACCGCUUCUGCGGUGCAGAAAGCGUUGUUUCUUGUUGUUGAAAGAAUGUUUGAAGGGGAUUCGGAGGAGAAGGACGGAGCAGGGGAGGAUGAGGGCGAUAAAGAUACCUCUUUUGUUGUGAGGUUACUUGUUUUUUCCAGUCAGAUUGGUGGUUUGUUAGGGAAAGCUGGUAGUGUAAUUAAGCAGAUGGCUUUGGAAAGUGGAGCCCAGAUUCGGAUUCUUCCCAGAGAUAAACUGCCUCCUCCUGCAUCUCCUUCUGAUGAACUGGUUCAGAUUUCUGGGGUGCCAGAUGCUGUUAGAAAAGCUCUUACUUCUGUUUCUCAACAACUACUUGGGAAUCCCCCUCGGGACCAACGUUCUCAAUCCUCUGGACCAUCAUCCCAUUCACUUGGCCGUCCUUACAGACAGGAACCCUUUGUACAAUCAAACCAUGCUUUCCAUGGGCAAGGGAUGCCUUAUUCUGCUGGAUAUCGUGAUGCUGAAGGCAGUUUUCCUGAUCGUAUGUAUCCUUCUCAGGACAUAUUAGCAUUCCGUUUAUGGUGUCCUCAUGACAAGAUUGGAGGUGUAAUUGGAAAGGGGGGAACUGUAGUCAGGGCAAUUCAAAAUGAGACUGGCUGUGAGAUUAAAGUUCUUGAUGCUGCAGCCGACUCGGAGGAUCGCAUAAUUGUAAUAUCUGGUCCAGCGCACCCAGAUGAAAGGAUAUCUGCACCUCAAGAUGCAGUGCUUCGUGUGCAGUCCAGAAUAUUUAGGUCAUCAUCUGAAAGUCAAGAAAAAAAUGUGACAGCUAAACUUCUUGUCUCCUCAAAUCAAAUCGGAUGCCUCCUUGGCAAAGGAGGAUCCAUUAUUGCUGAAAUGAGGAAGUCUAGUGGAGCUUAUAUCCGUAUCCUGGGGAAGGAUCAAAACCCUCAAGGUGCUUUAGAAAAUGAAGAAGUAGUUCAGGUAAAUGGAGAGCUUGAAACGGUGCACGAGGCCCUUUUGCAGAUAACUUCAAGGUUACGGGAACACUUCUUCCGAGAUGCAUUUCCUUCUAUGAACUAUCCUUCAAAUCCUGCUUUUCUUGACCAAGUACCUCCAUUUCCACCAUAUUUGGGAAGGGGAGAACAUUCACCUCCAGGGAUGUAUCCGAAUCUAGGUCCAUCGUUUCGCAAGUUUGAUUCUGUUGGUGGCCUGCCUCCUCCAGGAGGUUUUCAUCCACUUGAUGAGCGACCACCUUUUAUGCAAAAUUUCCACAGACCAGGAUUCCCACCUCAUAUGUCUGAAAGAUUUCCACCUUCAGCAGCAUGGGGGCCUCAGGGGCCAAUAGAAGCCGGUGGUCCAAUGGGCUUGCCUGACUAUGCAGGACCUCCUCCUAGGAGGAUUGGUGGAUUUGGAGGAGGAAAUCAUGCCGCUAUUAUCACAAGCACUACCGUGGAAGUUGUGGUUCCGCGUUCUGUUGUUCCUGCAAUCUAUGGUGAGGAUGGUGGAUGUCUGAGACAGAUACGUCAGAUUUCUGAUGCAAAAAUUACUAUUACUGAUUCUAAACCCGGGGCAACAGAAACUGUGAUCAUAAUAUCUGGAACACCAGAACAGACUAAUGCUGCACAGAGUCUUAUUCAAGCAUUUGUAAUCAGUGAGACAGAUGCCACUUGAUUUUUGAUAUUAAGGGAGAUCGAUGUACUUUCUUCUGUUUCCAUCUGUGACCCCAAGUGAAGAUUGUAUUGACAGACAGAUGAUGGCCUCUGCUGACAGCAGGAUGCACUUGAAUUUUUGCUUGAGUCAUUUUCUACCUUGCUGAUCAAUUUUUCUACCUUGCAAGAUGCACUUGACUUUUUGCUUGAGCCAUGUUUGACAGCAAGAUGCACUUGACUUUUUCACUCCUGGAAAGCGUGGUGUUCGGUAAACAUAGCAGUCAAACAGUACUUCUGGUGGUUAUCAAAUGUUAGAAAAGGGAAAAAAGGAAAAUUAUGUUAACUGGGAUAUGCUUGGAUUGGAUGAUUAACUUUAGGGAGUGAAAUUAGAUUUUUUUUUGUUUGUUUGUUUAAGUUUAUCUCUUUAAGCUUUGAUGGCUUUGCAUAAUGUAUCUGUGAUUAAUACUAUUAGCUCAGGGGAAAAAAAGAAUUAGAAUGGUCAUUUUUAUUAGAAUUUCAAGUGGUUUGAGUUGACAUU
Coffea eugenioides is the source of this 2750-nucleotide messenger RNA. RefSeq names its product KH domain-containing protein HEN4-like. The record is from RefSeq and is a predicted model, not a curated record. Gene Ontology annotation, cellular component: nucleus; cytoplasm. Lineage: Eukaryota; Viridiplantae; Streptophyta; Magnoliopsida; Gentianales; Rubiaceae. Gene Ontology annotation, molecular function: mRNA binding. Gene Ontology annotation, biological process: regulation of gene expression. The transcript is spliced from 9 exons. Bases 144 to 2234 code for a protein of 696 amino acids.